Astyanax mexicanus (Mexican tetra) is the source of this 3497-nucleotide messenger RNA. It is a transcript of the gene cep112, whose product is annotated as centrosomal protein 112. The coding region runs from base 319 to 3138 and encodes 939 amino acids. The transcript has 26 exons. The record is from RefSeq and is a predicted model, not a curated record. Lineage: Eukaryota; Metazoa; Chordata; Actinopteri; Characiformes; Acestrorhamphidae.
UACUAUGUAUCUGACUUCACGGAGAGUUUAGUUUGAAUCGGUUUAUUUGCAGUGAUUUAUAAACCGGUUUAUUCUGCAGAGAUAGAAGCGGAUUAACAGUGUGAGGAGGUUAAAUAUGUGAUGUAUUUAGGUAGCGUUAGUUUACUGGGGUAGAAUAUUGUGUUUUAUUGAGUUUAAAGUGUUUUAAAUGAGGGUUUGUGUGACUAUAGAGGUGUGAGUGAGUUUAUAACAGUAACAGUUAUAGUUAUAGUCAUAUUUAUAGGUAAUAUUUCCGGUAUAGGUAAAGUUACCUGCUGCAGGUAAAGUUCUCAGGGCUGUAUGAUGAACUCUGAGGACUCUGUGGAGGAUCUGGACUCUCAGUUUGAUCAUUAUCUGGUGGAUAUGAAGCCCUUCGUGCUCAAACUGACCCAUAAAUCAGAGCGUCAGCGUUGCGCGCUGUGGAUUAAGAAGCUGUGUGAUCCGGUGGCGUCGGGUUCGGGUCUGACGGGCAGGAAGAAUCGUAACGCCUACGCCCGGCUCCUUUUGGUGAUGCUGAGACGAGGGGUCCUCGAGGGUCCCUUUACACACAGGCCAGAAGCGGGCAGCCUCAAGACUUUACCAACAUAUAUGUCCAUCUACUUCGAUGAGCCGUUAUUGGCCAGACCUCGGGGGCAUAGCUCUGCUGUUCUGCCGGACUGGGUCUCCAGUGAAUUGGGUCAUUCAGAAGAUACAUGGACCAGUUUACCAAAAGACUCGUCUUCACCCAGGAGAAGGAAUCUUUUCAGUGAUAAAUCUCCAUCCAGACCCUUCUCGUCUAGUCCUCUCAAACACACCGAGGACACGCUGGAUGGCCGGCACAGAAAACAGCCCGUCUCCAGCUUGGAGGACAGUGACCUAGAAGCUCGGCUCAACAGCUGGAACCUCGGGAUUGAAGAUCCACGGUAUCUGCGGGAGAACCCGAUCCCCCUAUCUCCAAUUCACCCCAAGUCCAGCCUAGUAAAGAGUAUCAGCAGUACCGGUGCUGAGGAGAGAGCAUCAGCACUCCUACCCAAUAAAGAGACUGAAAUGAGGAGUAAAGUUCUGGAAGCGAAACAUCAGGAGGAAAGACUGAAGCUGCAGCAGAAACAUGAUACAGAUGUUCAGAAGAUUUUAGAGCGUAAGAACGGUGAAAUAGCAGAGCUGAAGAGCAUGUACCGAACCAAACAGAAGGAGGCUGAAGAGGCGGUGAGGACACUGGAGAAAAAAGUUCAAAGCUUGCUGCGCGAGUCCCAGGUCAUCCGGCAGAGUAAAGAGAAGCAGAUCGUCGAGCUGAAGAAGCUGUCGGAUCAAAGUGCCGACUCCCUCAAAAACGACUGGGAGAAGAAGCUUCAUGCGACAGUGGCCCAGAUGGAGCAGGAGAAGUUUGAUCUUCAGAAGAAGCACACCGAGAACAUCCAGGAGCUGCUGGAGGACACCAACCAGAGGCUGGCCAAGAUGGAGGCGGAGUACAGCGCCCAGGCCCAGACCACCGAGCGGACGGUGCGUGAGCUGGAGGCGAGGGUGAAGCAGCUCUCGGUGGAGGUGGAGAAUGGGAACCUGCUCAGGCAGAAGGUCACGCAGGAGAAGGCGGAGCUGGAGAUCCACAUCGCUGCCAUCAGUGCUGAACUACAGGAGGCCAACCGCAGGAGUAUAUCUAUGCUGAAGGAGAAGGAAGUGCAGAAUGAGCAGUAUGAAGAAACACUGCAGAAACUCCACAAUAAACACGAAGCCGAUAUGAACCACUUCCAGCAGGAGCACGCCCUCUCCGCUGCCAAGGCCUCGGAGGUGAUUGAGGAUCUGGAGCGUAUGGUGGCUCAGCUCAGGCAGCAGCUGCAGGACAGUGAACACCGGCGACAGAAACAGCUCAGGGAGCUGGAGAAUAAGAUGCACCAAGAGACAAAGGAGCUUCAGCACAGCAGUGAGAUAAAGGUGCAGGCUCUGCAGGCCGAGCUGGAGAAGGAGCGAGCCGACGCCAGGAGGAGGAGCAACAAGCUGGAGGACGCUCUCAGGGAUAGAGAUGAGCAGUUAAGUCGUAUGAGGGAAUCUCAGAGGCAGCAGGUCCAGCAGGCGGAGCAAACUCUGGAGAACUUCAAGAAGCAGGUGGAGCUCAGCUCAGAAAAAGCCUACACCGACAUGAAGCAGCAGAUGGAGAAGGUGGAAGCUGAUCUGUCUCGAUCAAAAUCACUGCGGGAAAAACAGGCCGAAGAGUUCAGCUUCCAACUGGAGGAGCUGAAACAGAGAUACGAGCAGCAGAUCGUGGACCUGAAGCUGCAGCAGGAGCAGGAGCGAACGCACCUACUCCAGAAGCACAACGGCGAGAAGGAGGGUCUGGUCCAGGAGCACCAGCGGGAGAUCUCCAGCCUAGAGAGGCAGGCGAGGGCCGCCAUGCUCCAGCACCAGGCUCAGACCCAGGAGUGGAGGAGGCGCGACGGGCAGACUAUCUCUGAUCUGGAGGUUCAGGUUCAGGCUCUGAGGGAGGAGGUUCUGGAGGUUCAGGCUCAGAGGAAGCAGCAGCUGAGUGAGCUGACUGUCCUGCGGGAGGAGGAGCGCCAGCGCGCCGCUCAGGACCAGGACGCCGCGGUGUCCCGCGUCCGCGCCGAGAUGGAGAGAGUACGCCAGGACCUGGAGAAAACCCACACUGCAGAGAGAGAGAGAGCCCAGGAGAAGAUGAACAGUCGUUUGAAGCAGCUGGAGAGAGAGAACAGUCAGAGGGUUGCCAAGUCUGCGCAGGCAGUAGCAGAGCUGCAGACUGCGCUGUGUUCAGUAAAGGAGGAGAGUAUUAAGAAUAAACAGGCUCUAGAGCGCCAACUACAGGAAGCACAGAUGCGGUGGGACGAGGAAAAACGACAACUCAACCGAGAUUCAGACAGAGCCAGCAAGGUUCUCCAGGAGCGGGUGGAGGCCCUGCAGAAGCAGCUCCACACUGCUGAGAAGAAGCUGAUGACCCGGCAACUGGAGACCCAGGAGCAGAUCACACUUAUCCGUCAGGAGUACGAGCUGAAGAUUAAAGGGCUGAUGCCGGCUGAGCUCAGGCAGGAGCUGGAGGACACCAUCACCUCUCUCAAGUCUCAGGUCAACUUCCUCCAGAAGAGAGCGUCGGUUCUACAGGAGGACUUGGACGCCUGCCGCAACAGGAGGUAAUCUUCGUGUAUCUACUGGAUCAGAUUUAAACCUGAAGUGAGCAUUAUCUGAUCUCAGCCUGUAAUCAGACAUCUUCAUCCUCAUUCAGCUCAUUCAGCGUUCCUGAUUGGUUCUGUCAGUGCCAUAUUGUUUUUUACUGCAUUUUUUAAACAUAUUUAUGAUUUUACUUUUAUUUAUAUCCAUUGUUUUUUUUUUAUCAUCAGAUGAUUCCCGUUCACUGUGGCUCGUUUGUAUCUUGUUUCUUUUUGAUUUGUUCACCAGACUUUGUUCUUGUUUACUUUGAUGUAUGAAGGAGAAAACAACAUGUCAAAUUGAGAUGUCCUUUUUUUUAUUAUUAAACGCUGCUUUGUCAUUUUUUC